Gryllus bimaculatus (two-spotted cricket) is the source of this 952-nucleotide messenger RNA. NCBI's taxonomy places the organism in Eukaryota, Metazoa, Arthropoda, Insecta, Orthoptera, Gryllidae. The record is from the annotation of a GenBank genome assembly.
CCUCUCCGCCGCGAGCCGCGUCACUCGCCAGGCAGUCGCUGCACCCGCGCGGACGCAGACUAUAAUUACCGCGCGCGGCGCCGAAAAUACGCGCCGGCGGGGUGGGGGUGGCGGCGGGUGGGGGAAGGCCUCUUCAGAGCAGCCGCUGCCGCCGCCAGCGCACCUUCACUCAGUGCGCCGCCGCGGGUGGGAAGUGGAGCAGCCAUGAGCAAGCCGUACGGCGACCUUCUGUUCAACCAGCAAGCCAACAGGCACAGCGAAGGCCAAGCACGGAACCCUUUUUCGCAAGCUGGAGGAGUAAAUUUACUGGGCAAACCAAAGUGGGACAAAAAUGAUGCUGAAUAUGGCAGGCCUGUCGCUGGUUCGAAGACCGACAUUCGAGGAAAACGAGCUCACUCUCAUAUCACCAAAGAAAUCUUGGAGCUUUGUGAAAUUAUAAAUGAAAAUGGAGAGCAAAUUGAAGGACAAGUGGUUAUUAGUUUUGGAGAACUGUUUAAUAUAUACACACACAUCUCCAACAAGGUUGUGGGAUUACUACUCCGCGGAAGGAAGCAGAAAAUAGUUGACUUCGAAGGAGAAACUCUAUUUCAGGAGGAUGACGACGUACCUAUUAUGCUUCUCAAGUCAAUAGAAGAAAUUCGUGGGCACUUCAAAGCACUACAGGAAGAGAAAGAGAAGGAAGACAAAAACGGAGGGAACUGAAAUAUUUAGCAAUCGCAUGCGCUUCCUCAGGAAGCUAACAUGAAUUACCAAAGAUUCUUUGUGAAGAUACUAAAUAUAAUUAGUUUAUUUAUUUGUUACUUCAGUAACUAUGACAUUGUAAUCUCAUCUUUUGAAUCAUUUCAAGAAUUGUAUUACUUACAACAAUUAUAUUUUGUUACUUAUUUUUUCCCGCAAUUUAAAGAGAAUAUUACUUCACGUUAAUUAAUAUUAAAAGUAGUUUACUUUUGGA